AUGACAUCGAACCCUCCAACAUCAGGCCUCGAACCUCAACCCCGAACUAGCCAAGCCGGAUCGCAGGGUCGGACAUCCAGCGGAAAGAAUUCGCCGUUGCCGUCCGCGCCUACUGCUGCUGCCCCUCGCUCGUACGCCAGCGCAACGAAAAAGUCGUUCUCGCAGGCCGCCACGAGCGAUUCGGCGAGUGCCCCUUCUGAUCUUUCUGCUGCCCAAGGGACCCAGCAUGGCCAGUCGCCUUCAACAUCUCAAGUGAAUGGUAAACCGACUAUGCAAAGCACUUCUAUCCCCGGUGCCGGUGGCCCUACCAUCGUCAACGGAAACACCGCAUCGAACGAUCAUGCCCGAAAACCCUCAGUGACAAUCAGCGCUGCUGGGGCCAGUGGCUUCAUUUCAAAUGGCGGCCCAAUCUCGGCUCGACAAAAUACUAUUCGUUUUGGUGCUGUCGAUUCGCAAAGCUCUCCAGCAAUGGGAGCUGCAGUUUUAGCAAAUCAGCAAUCCCUAGGCAUUGCUCCGAUGAACAAUCGUAUCACUUCGCCAGACUCUUCCCCUUCCCCGAUUCCGCAGACGCUCAGCGGAGGCCGCCAGCCGCCCUCUCACUUUCAGGGCCCUGGAAAUAUGGUGAAUUUCGGAAACUUUUCUGGAGACCAGAAUGACAUGAACAGAAACAUGCGACCUGGAUCACAAGGCCCUCCUCCUACUCACGCUCGCCGGGAAUCAGUUCACUCCUCACACGGAGAUAUGGGUGGCCAUGGAUUUCAAACUGGUCAACCACGUGGAGGAUACCAUCCACCAGGUGGCCGUGGAAGAAAUUUUAACCAGUCCCAGGCACCAUUUAGCUCUCCAGGCCCGAGCUAUAGAACCCCUCAUAACCAGAGAGGCAAUGCAAACAUGAAUCAUCUGCAAGGACGACAGCUCGGAAAUUUCCCAAGCUCCCCCCGUCAAACCACCCGUACUCCGGUUAUGGCGAAUGCGAACCCGGCGACUCCUCCAAUGUCCCACGUUAAUAUGGCAAACCCACCGAUGCAGGCACCACACUUUGCAUAUUCACAGAAUAUGGCACCUCAACAAGUAAAUCAACACCCUCCCAUUCGUUUCCCCAAAAAUCAUUCAUCAAGAAAUAAGCAAGGCAUUCGUCGUGAUCCCUUAGCUCCCCGAUAUAUCACUUCUAAACAUCAGAUCCCACCGUUUCCUGCUGCGUUAUCACCUAAAACUGGAAAUUUUGAACCGUAUCUAACAGUGUCUAAAACUCAGGGCUAUCCUCAACCGACCUAUGAUGCGAGUGGCUAUUAUUAUCAUCCGCAAUAUCAGUAUCCCAUGCCCAUGGCACAUAUACCUCCACCGUCACACCCACGGCCGCCCUUCAUCCCCCCCCAACCAUCCUUCGCACCAGGCACCUAUGGGGUUCAAAAUCACACGCCCGUCCAAAGCGUAUCGCUCUCUCGAUCAACGUCGCAAGUAUCGGCUAAUGAUCGCCCAUCAUCUAGCCUUAGCCAUGGACAGCAGCCGCCUGUCCCUGUCAAUCAGGGCCCUAGUCACACGCCGAAUAGGUCCACCAACAGCCCAGCUCCUCCCGCUGAGUUUGUCAUGCCAAGUAAGAAAUCCCAUGGUGUUACCAUUAAAAACCCAGAUGAUGGUUCCAUCGUGGCGUUCAAUAAGCCCGCCAGUUCUCCGGCUCCUCGUGCAACUCCUUCUCCAGUGAAGUUAGGUGCUACUCUAUCGUCAACUCCUCCUCCACGCGCCUCCAGCCGCGGAGGUCAAGAAUUAAAAACUGAUGCGCAGGAAAAGAUUCAAUCUUUCCAGGACAGCGUGCGCAUGGCAGCGGAGAAGGCGACUGGAGGAAAGAAAGAUUCGAAAUUAAGUGAUAGCAAGGACGAUGAGACUAGCAAAGAGCCUACCGAGACAGUUGAGACAGCCACUGAAGCUCCAAAAGAAGCUGAGCCCGUUGUUGAAAAGGCGCCUGAAAAGAAGGAAGGGCCUAAACCAGAACCUAAAGCCGAAGCUCCUCAAGAGGAUGAGAUUGAUUUCGAUGCUAUUGAACGAGAGCUUGCUGCCAAGGAAGCAGAGGAACUUGCCAAAGAGAAAGAGUACGAAGAGAAGAAACGGCGACAGAAGGAGGAAGCUGCACGGAAAGCUAAGGAGGAGGCUGAAGCUUACGAAGCAAACAUGAAGAAGGCUGAAGAGGCAGCAGAAGCAGCUGAGGCAGACAGACUUAAGAAGCUUGCUACUGAAGAAAGCGACAACACCAAGAAAGAGAAGGCAGAUGCCUUCGCAGCCCUCAAGCACAAAGAAGCCACAUCCACCGAGUCCCCUACUAUUGAGACACCUGCUGAAAGCGGUGCCGCUACGCCAGUUUCAGAUGUGUCAAUGGGCCCCCCGAAGACAGUCCCUGGAGGCAAGCGGGAGAAGCCUGCCGCCUUGAAACUUGAGACUAACAAGACUGUCGAGCCUCCGCAGCCGAGUGCUGCCCUGAAGUCCCUACAGACCGCCAGAUUUCUUGACGACCCAAGCAAAAUUUCUUAUCCAUCAUCUAUUGUGUCUCCUAACCCUGCUCUAAACACCAACGCCCCCGCGGAUCGUAAAUUCAAAUACAAUAAAGAAUUCUUGCUCCAAUUUCAAAAUGUAUUUAAGGAAAAGCCCUCGCUUGAUUGGGAUACCAAAGUACGAGAAACUGUGGGUGACACAUCUACAGAUUCGCGAGGUUCUGCACGAACUCCUGUCUCAGGAAGGAAUCCAUCUCGCCCUGGAAUUGCAACGAAUACAUUCGAGCGGAUGGGUAUGUUCCAAGGCGCUACACGAACGCAAACAAUGCCGUCAGGGGGUCAGGAUCGCUUCCCAAUUUCGGGCAUGCGCGGAGCAGGAGGUGCAGGCCUGAGUGGCAACUUUGGACAGUUUAGCCGUGGACCAGGUGGCUUGACCAUGGGCCCUCCUAUCAGUCGGACAAAUUCCUCCACUGCUCAGCAAAUACCUGGGUCUCCUCGCUCCGGCAGCCAUCGUGGUGGCCGCACUGCAAGCAAAGCUCAUAAAUCUGGCAAGAAGGAAGAAGAGGGUAACAAGACCAUGCCGCUUACAGCUGGUCUUAAGAUCGAACCGCUCGCCCCCUCUGGUUCUGGAUGGAAGCCUCGCAGUGCUGGUAAGGUUCAGAAUUUGGUUGGCCUAGAUGGGCAUCUUCCACCGGAUGUUGUACAGGGCAAAGUCAAGGCCAAUCUAAACAAGAUGACCCCUGAGAAAUUCGAUAAAAUCUCCGAGCAGAUUCUUGCCAUCGUUGCCCAAUCCAAGGACGAAUCGGAUGGCCGCACUCUAAGACAAGUCAUCCAACUUACAUUUGAAAAGGCUACCGACGAGGCACACUGGGCUCCACUUUACGCCAAAUUCUGUAUGCGCAUGCUUGAAAGCAUGAGCCCUGCUAUAAAGGAUGAGAACAUCAAAGACAAACAUGGCAAUGUUGUUUGCGGUGGAAGCCUUUUUAGGAAAUACCUUUUGAACCGUUGCCAGGAGGAAUUUGAGCGUGGCUGGUUGGUCAACCUUCCUGCGAAACCAGAGGGCACCACCGACGAGGCUGCCAUGCUGUCUGACGAAUACUACAUUGCCGCAGCUGCCAAGCGAAGAGGACUUGGUCUAGUCAAAUUUAUCGGUGAACUUUUCAAACUCAGCAUGCUUUCGGAUAGAAUUAUGCAUGAGUGUGUCAAAAAACUAGUUGACUACGAGGGCGUUCCGGAGGAGGCUGAAAUCGAAAGUUUGACGAGCUUAUUGCGCACCAUUGGUGCUACUUUGGACAAAUCAUCUGAUAAGGGCCACAUUAUGAUGAAUGCUUACUUCGAACGAAUCGACAAGAUGGUCCAGACACCAGCACUCCCAAGUCGAUUGCGAUUUAUGCUGAUGGACAUUAUUGAUUUACGAAAAGCCAACUGGCUUUCCAAGGACGCGGAUAAAGGUCCAAAGACAAUUCAAGAAAUUAGAGACGAUGCUGCCCGUGCCCAACUAGAGCAAGAAAUGGAACGAAAACGCCAACAGACUGGUAGGGGUAGCGGUGGUAUAGGACUUGGACGUGGGGAUGCACGGAAUUUCUCUGGCGGUUAUGGAAAUCAGCCCCCCUUGGAUUACGCCUCAAGUAAAGUUGGCAGUGAUGACCUUCGACGGCUGAAGGCACCCAGGGCAACAAACCAGCCAACCUCUUUUAGCCCGUCUAAUUUGCUUGGUUCGAGGAGCAGCAGUGGCCGCAGAACGAUCGGCCCCGGCGGAAACCUUGUUCGUGGAGGUGAAGACAGUGGAGCAAGCAGCCGGACCGGAACUCCUCCAGCAGGAAAGAAGGACGAUAAGGAGUCUGCAUCCUCCACAAAUGCAUUCAGUGCUCUGGCCGGGCUGGAUACUGGAGAUUCCCUUGCCACGUCGCCACCUUCAAACCCGUCAUCACCACAAAUAACAAAAUCUCGACCAGCUGUGGAAGCGCAGCAAGCAAAUGCCCCGGGGAAGGACGAUAGUGCAGGUGCUGCAUGA
Messenger RNA from Ophidiomyces ophidiicola, 4497 nucleotides. RefSeq lists its product as uncharacterized. Lineage: Eukaryota; Fungi; Ascomycota; Eurotiomycetes; Onygenales; Onygenaceae. The record is from RefSeq and is a predicted model, not a curated record. The transcript has 5 exons. Gene Ontology annotation, molecular function: protein binding; mRNA binding; translation initiation factor activity. Bases 1 to 4497 code for a protein of 1498 amino acids. Gene Ontology annotation, cellular component: eukaryotic translation initiation factor 4F complex.